This is a messenger RNA of Dimorphilus gyrociliatus, 1467 nucleotides long. The record is from the annotation of a GenBank genome assembly. Lineage: Eukaryota; Metazoa; Annelida; Polychaeta; Dinophilidae.
AUUAUUGGUAAUAUUUUCGAUUGUUGCGAUAAUUUGUGAAAGUUAUUCACCCGACAAUGUUGCGGAGAUUAUGUAUUAAUUCACCAUUUAAAAAUCACUUUAGAACCAUAUAUUCGAAAGUAGAAGGUGUUCCACCUGACUGGCUGAUAUUUUUACAGCAAGAUAUUGAUUUGAGACCACGUUCUGUUGAAAGAUGGUGGAGGAAGAAACAGUGGGAAACAUUAGUUAACGAUCAAAAAUUAGACCCGGAGAGGAUCAGAAUAUUAGGACCCGACCUGUCUGCUGCCCAUUUUCUUAUUAUGAGGAAUGUUGCAGUUAAAUUUAAAGGUGCUGAUAAAUGGAUUGAGCCGAUAAAAAAGAAAAACGAACCAGUUGUUAUUCCAAGAUCUUAUGUAAGAGGAUUGCAUUUAGAAGCUAUCGAUGCCAGUAAUUCAAAAUUAAUGUUUGAAAGUUUAGAUAAUUUAGAGGGAUUAGAGCAUUUAAGAUAUUUGAAUUUAUCCGGUUGUUCUUACGUUGACGAUUGGACAUUGAAUAGGCUUCAUAUGUUUAAUAAAUCACUCGAGUAUUUAGACGUUAGCAAAUGUGAGAAUAUUACAGAACGUGGUUUAGCUUGCUUGGCAGAUAAGCUUCCCAAUUUGAAAUAUCUUAAAAUGAAAGAAAUGCCAAAAGUAAAUUAUGCAGGAUUUGUUCAGGUUCUGUUACAAGAAUGUAAACCUACUCUACGUAUCGAAGGAGUACCAUCAGAAGACGUUCCUGAAGAUGCUAAUUUAGAACCAAUAUUUAUAUCUGGUAUGAUCCUUCAUACCUACGAAAGAGCAACGUUCAAGUUGGGUGAAAGAAUUUUAAUAUCCGAUGAAAGGGAAAAUGAUAAUAGUCCAUUACUACUCGAAGCAGGAAUAAUAACUGAAGAUCAAUUAAAGGACAAUAUAAAUAAUUGUACAAACUUAAUAGAAGAGGGAACGGAUUGUAAUCAGUUGAAAACCAGUUCAAUAUAAAAAAGAAAACAUAGUAUUAAAAACAUAUUGUAAAUUUCCCAAGUGCUUUUAAACAAUUUCUUUUCUCGACGUCUUUAUCGAAUAUUUUUCAAAAAGACAUAUGGAGAAAAGCGAAAGAAACUGUAGGAAAAUUAAUCUUUUGAAGAUAAAAAAAAAGAUACAAACAACAAAAGAAAAUCGAAGGAUCUUUUAUUUUAAUACAUCAUGGUUUUAAUCAAUUUUUUUUUAUAUUUUUUAAUAAAAAGCAGAGAGAAAUUCUUAUUACGUUUUCUUGUCUGAUUUUUUCUAGAAUAUAGCAGACCUAGGAGAAAAGUUUAUAAAAUGCUUGACACAUUGUUCUUUCCAAGUUAAAAUAGGAUCAUUAUGAACAAUCUGAUAAGAAUCUUUUUGAAGAUACAGUUCCGGUAAUCAGAUAAAUGUUAGUACUAAGCGAUAUAGAAAUAAUAUAAGAAUCAUAUAUAUAUAAUAUAUA